GGACCUGAUGGGCUGGGCGAGGGAUGGUGCAAAGGGGUGGCGCGUGGCGGAGUUUCUUUGCGCGCAAGAACGCAGGAAGGCGCUGGCGCACCUGGCCAUCGCGUGCGCACCUUUGCAACCCCGGGAGAGGCGGCGCCGCUUCUUAUUUGCAACGGAUCCACAAGGUGGGAAGGGAGGAGAAAGAGAGGCAGCCCUGAAGCCACCCGCCCCGAUCCCAGGCUUGGCGUGGGAAGGAGGGAGCGGAGCUGAUCCACCUUACCCAGCCCCAAGGCGCAUCCAUCCCCUUCGUUCAGGAGAAAUUUCGUCUCCUGCCGGGAUAGAUCAGCCUGGAGAUCGCUGCAGAAAUGGCCCUGCUGAAAUGUGGCUGGCUCUGGAGACAGAGCUCUAUCCUGAGACGCUGGAAAAGGAACUGGUUCGUCUUGUGGGUCGACGGCACCCUCGUCUACUACCACGACGACACCGGACGCGAUAUGGACGGCCGGAUCAACAUCAAGUUCAACUGCCGGGACGUCCGGACAGGCCGCGAGUGCCGCGACAUCCCUCCUCCUGAAGGGAGAACCCGCGAGUGUCUGAUGUGCAUCGUGCAAAGAGACGGCUCCAAAACGAUGCUGUGUGCCGAAAGCGAGGACGACGCUGUAGCUUGGAAGAUAGCGAUUCUGGAGGCCAAAGCGACUCAGGUGCACCUGUACGACCCGUACGAUGACUAUUACCAGACGGUUCCCCUCGACUCCCACCAGGCGAUGUACGUCAGCUCCGAUUACUACGGCAACCAGUAUGGAGCGACCCACGUCAUUUUCCGCGAGGAUCCGUACCGCGUCUCCGGAGACCAGAUGGCCUUGGGCCUGCUGGCGGGGGCCGCCUCGGGGGCCGCACUGGGCUCGUUCAUGUGGAUGCCCUGUUGGUUCUGAGCCCCCUCUUCCGCAGACCCAGCCCAGACGCUCAGCUAAGACGCCGCUGCGAUUCCCCACCGGAGAGGGAGGGCCAAAGGGGGACCUGCUUUGUAGGGGGGGCCAGGGGGGCAGAAGCAAAAUCGGGAUCCCCCCGAAAAUCUCUGGGCCGUUUGCGGGAGGCCGGCGGCCGUCCCUUAUCACUAAAUCGUCUUAACAAAGAGUUAGCAGCAGAAAGGCUUCUUUCGUCGCAAGGAGGCCAUUAGCAUCCCUGAUGUGCAGGUAAGCCCAGUGGGGUAGGGUAGGCAGUAGGCCCCGCCCAGUCCCAGCCGCCAUUCUUCAUCUAGCCCCGCCCUCCCGAGCCACCAUUUUGCACUUGGCCCCGCCCACCCGAGCCACCAGUUUGUCUCUGCUCUAACAAACCAUAGCUAGCAAAUAUAAUCAGAAAUGGAUUCCACCAGCCUGGUUAUCUGCCCACACCUGAUGUCGACUCCGGGUGAUAUUUGCUUCUGCCGUCAAUCACAAGAGCCGCUUUUUCCGCUGCUGCACCCUCCCCUCCGCAUUUCGCUUUGCUAGGCAUCUUCCAGCUCGGCUUACUCAAAUCAGUCUUCGUGUAUUUUGGGGGUGUAGCUGCUUGCUAACGUUGUCCUGCCUCCCCAAACAACACCUCGGUUUUGUGUUGUUUUUGCUGGCACCCUGGAAAUUGCAGGUGAUUUCCCAGCUGCACCAGGGCACUUGUGAAAAAGGGGAGACACCCUCCAGUGCCCAGCGGAUACAAACUUUCCCCACUGUUCUUUCUGGCAAGGGCCCCCUCUGCAUUUUGACGCUUCCACGGCAGGCCGGAAUCCAGCAGGUCAAGCCUUCCCGCAACAAUGGGGAGCGGCUGCACCUGCCGAAUUACUGCUUCUCCAAAGCACAGAGCCCUGCGGGGAAGGAAGCCGCAAACCUCCAGGUUACAGAUGUCAGCUUUCAGCUUGUCCUUAUUUAUUCUGGUGAAACGAGCUCCUGGGGGGCUCGUUUCAGAUUGCUGGUUGUUGUAAAGGUGGGUUUCCAUCUCUCCCAGACACUUGGAGGUGUUGGGGCUACUCUCACCGGGAUCUGGCCUUGGGACUCUGGCUGAUUUCUGGGAUGGCAGCCAUUUUUAAGACGCCUGGCAACAGAGCAGCUGUAGCUCAGUGUAUGCAGAAGGUCCCCGGUUCAGUUCCCAAUGGCAUCUUCAGGUUUCUGCCAUAAAUCCAGCAGGGCUGCUGCCUGCCCGUGUAGGCAGCACUGAGCUCAAUGAACCAAUGGUCUGGCUCUGUAGGAGGCAGACUUCCUAGCUUCCCAAUAAAGAGUCAUAGGACGCUUUUGAAAACUGCCCAAUUUAUUAUGGCACAAGCUUUUCAUGCAAAGAAGUCUAGUCCGUGGAAGUGUCCCACUGAGUUCAAAGGGGGCUGGCGUCCCCGAUAUGUCUGUUGUUUUUGCAGGUUACAGUGGUGGGUUUGUGCUUUUUGGUUUAUAGAAGUGUAAACCACUAUGCACACAGUUAAGACUGUGGAACUCCUUGCCACAGGAGCCAGCGAUGGCUGGCCACCAGCUUGGCUUUGAAAGAGGACCAGGCAAACGCAUGGAGGAUAAGGCCAUGCUUAAGCUCUGCUCCGAAUGCCAGUUGCUUGUGGGCUGCUUUCUCAUCGGGGCAUCUUCUUGGCCGCUGUGAGACCGAGGUGCUGGCUAGACAAGCCUUUGGCCUGAUCCCUAGAAUCAUAAGAGAGUUGGAAGGGUCAUGUGGUCCCUGCGGUGCGGGAAUCGCAGCAGGACUCUCCUCGCACCCUUUGCCCAUUUGGCGUGAAAUUUUUCACGGUCACCCCGCCAGAUGGUUGCCCAGCCUGAGCAUGGAAAACUCGGAAGCAAUAGUUUAAAAGCUGCAAUCUGCAUGUGCAGAGGUGCUAUAGAGGAGUGCUGAGAAGGAACCGUGUCAGAGACACCCCCAGGUUGCCCCUAAUAACACCCUGCCCUAGAGCAGUAGCUUGGCAAGGCUGAUUGGCAAAAAUGCAUUGCUUGUGUUUUAGCAAGUGAAAGGUAGAUUUUGUGAGGUUGCUAGCCACAAGGCCCGGCCCUUAAGCAAAUGCUUAAAAUAAGAAUGGGUGGAAGCAGUAGAUGCAAGCUCUCCCAAGUGCCACAAUACUAAAAUCGCAGCAAUCUUUUUUUCUUGGCCGUUUCAGAACUUUCCCUCUCUGCAACUUGAAAGCACAAUUAUGUGACCAAACCACAACCGAUUGCACUUCACAGCUAACAACGCAAAUAUACAGCCUCUCUCCUUCUUUUUUGACUGUUUAUUUCCUUUCCAAAGUUAUUUAUUGACCAUUCCACCACCCCGCCCCAGAAAUUCCCCAAGCAGCAUACAAAAUUAAAGAAAAAUAAAUCUCCCCUCCCUAUGGAUCGAUAACAUUACUGUCAUUAAAACAGUCCAAAGGGGUGAGGGGGCUGACUGUGGGGACUCUGCACACUCAGACGCAGCAACAUUAUGGAGACCACAGUGGCAGCUGGUUCCUUUGGGCACAGGGAACGUUGCCCGCCAACCUCAAACUACACUCUGCCAGCCUCCGCUGCUUGCUUCCUUUAUUACAACUAUUCCAGGGGGUUGCACUGCCAGCCAACUUCCUUCCCCCUCCAUAGUCUCAGCUUUGAACUCAGCAAGGAAGAUGGGGAAGAUGUGAGGAUGAGUUUGCUCUGGCGCCACCUACUGUUCAGCUCCCUGCCCUGUGCCCUACCGGUUGACACUACUCCUAGAAUCCCAGAAUUGUAGAGUCAUCUAGUGCAAUGCAGGGAUCUCAAGUGGGAGGCUGCUUAUCAAAGAUGGAAGUGGGGUUUGGGAGCAUCGCUUGUGGUCCGGCUGUGCAUCCCUGGGAGGUGAGCAUUCACCAGGGCGCACACUCCCGUUCUGCUUCUGCUCCCAUUCAUUGUAGUAGCUCAAAAGUUCUCUUGGGGCCGUUCUCACAUUCUGGAGGCAGAACUGCAGGCUGCAUCUAGUUCCAGGAUUCCAUAAGCACACAUUGCACCAACUGACAAAGCAGAAUGUGAGAACACUGCAAAGCAAGGCAUUUAGACUUCCAGCUGCUCAGAUGCAAAUCGGAGGUACCCUGUAGCCAAGGCUAAAUGUUUUACUUUAAGUCUCUCUGGGUUGUAUUCCACGGGAACAACUUCUUCCCGCAUGAUGGAACAUUCCCCUCUCCCCCCCCCUUCCGCACAUGCCCCCUAAAUCUCUGGCACAGUUUUGGGGAUGGCGCACAGAGCACUGGCGCAGGGGAGAGGAAACAUUCUUGCACGAAUGCAAAAAGUCUGAAUACUGCCCCGUUUCGGUACCCUGCGUAAUAAAUAUGGUUUACGUGAUUCUCUGUGGGUGACUCUUCAGCAGAUUAGUCAGAGUGGGGAAAGACUCCCUCCCCAAUAUGCUUUAACACCCGGGGGUGGGCAUUAUUUCUGCCUUGUGGGAUGCAGUGCAGUUUGUGCAAUGUGCAAAGAAUCGUGGAACAAGCUGUUUGUGUUUAGUUCUGCCUUUUCUGAGGGGCUUUGGCCUGGGUCUGUCAGGCCUGGCUCAUUAGUUAAAGGCCAUUUCAAACGAGCGUCAGGUAUUUUUGUACUUGGGUACACUGUCAUGUUCACAGAUCGCGCCUCUUUUAAAAAGAAAACAGCCCAGAAUAAAUCCAUGCACACAUCACCUCUGGAUUUGCAGGGAAGUGCGCUGUACCUAAGCACCAAAAUAUCUCGUCGGUGAGAGUGCAGCAGCCAAGGGGUCAGUGAAGCUGCUAGCCACUGCCGGGAGAGGGGUGCCCUUCAGGGCCCUGCGGUCCUCGGCUGGGAAAUGGGGGUGUCUGGAGCCCCUCACUAUCCACAGCACAAGCAAGACCUCGCUUAGGUACGCUUCGCGCACCACACAUUUCAGUGUGUGGGUUUCUCCUGUGUCCGUUUGCAGUUUGGUUCUGUCAAGUGUUGUUCAAAGCACUAAUAGUUAUGUAUAUUUUUUGGUGGGGGGGAAUAAAUAAAAGCUAUUUACGAAUAAUAAAAGUUGCUAUUCACUGCA
This is a messenger RNA of Podarcis muralis (Common wall lizard), 4947 nucleotides long. RefSeq names its product pleckstrin homology domain containing B1 (gene PLEKHB1). Gene Ontology annotation, biological process: regulation of cell differentiation. The record is from RefSeq and is a predicted model, not a curated record. NCBI's taxonomy places the organism in Eukaryota, Metazoa, Chordata, Lepidosauria, Squamata, Lacertidae. Gene Ontology annotation, cellular component: membrane.